Messenger RNA from Microstroma glucosiphilum, 1630 nucleotides. RefSeq names its product WD40 repeat-like protein. Gene Ontology annotation, molecular function: protein binding. Bases 72 to 1565 code for a protein of 497 amino acids. The transcript has 4 exons. Lineage: Eukaryota; Fungi; Basidiomycota; Exobasidiomycetes; Microstromatales; Microstromataceae. Gene Ontology annotation, biological process: mRNA splicing, via spliceosome. Gene Ontology annotation, cellular component: Prp19 complex; catalytic step 2 spliceosome; precatalytic spliceosome. The record is from RefSeq and is a predicted model, not a curated record.
CUGGGAGCAUCGUCUAUAUCCGCAUAUACCAGAACAGGGAUCAUCGCCAGGCUCACCCUCACUCGAUCAUCAUGGCGGCCGAGAUCCAUCCGCAUGUCAACGGCUCAGCAUCAACUGCCGCCGAGGCCAGCAGCUCGACCGGCGUUUCUCUACCCUCCCUCUCCUCCCUUCUCGCAUCCUCGGCUUCGCGGACGCAGUCUCUCUUUGCCUCGUCUUCUUCUCCCUUCUCUGCAAUCACGUCUACUUCCCGCUCCUCAGCAUUCGAAGAGUCAUCGAAAGCUCACCUUGCAAGCAAGAUUGUGGGAGAGUAUGGAGAUGCUACCAUUCUCCAUCCGGCUAUACAGUCCCAGCAGCUGAACCAGGCAGGCCCAGGCAGACCGGCAAAGGGCAAGGGAAGGGAUGAUGGGACGGCAGGCAGUAAUACUCUGGAGUCGGAAUGGAUUGAGGACAUCGAGAAGAAGAGAGGCGCAAAUGGUGCAACAGCAGGUCCAUCUGUCGCCCCUCCACCGUCCGCGAAUGGGGGUGCUCUGAUCAAGCACUCGGAUCAAAAGCUGCCACCGCCGGGUGAAUAUGAUCGUAGCUCUUCUCUCAGCAUGGCCUUGCAGCUCAAGCGGAGACAAUUGGACAAUGUAGCCAAGCCAGAAGUGUACCAUCCGCGUUGGAAGCUCAGCAGGGUCAUUGCUGGUCAUUUGGGUUGGGUACGCGCCAUUGCAGUAGAUCCGGGAAAUCAGUGGUUCGCUACGGGAGCGGGAGAUCGAAUGAUCAAGAUCUGGGAUCUUGCUUCCGGAGAGUUGAAGCUUUCGCUCACUGGUCAUAUCUCGGCAGUGAGAGGUCUGGCAGUGAGCGAUCGUCACCCCUACCUCUUCAGUUGUGGUGAAGACAAGAUGGUCAAGUGUUGGGACUUGGAGCAGAACAAGGUGAUAAGACAGUAUCACGGGCACCUGUCCGGCAUUUACUCGCUAGCGCUGCAUCCCACACUGGAUGUCCUAGUCACAGCAGGUCGAGAUGCUUCUGCCAGAGUGUGGGAUAUGCGGACCAGGGCGCAGGUACACGUCCUAUCAGGGCAUACUGGAACUGUUGCAAGCGUACAAUGUCAAGACAGCGAUCCUCAGGUCAUCACUGGAAGUAUGGAUAGCACUGUCAGACUGUGGGAUCUGGCAGCAGGCAAGUCGAUGACCACCUUGACCCAUCACAAGAAGAGUGUCAGGGCAAUUGCAACACAUCCGACGAAGUUCUCGUUCGCCUCCGGAUCGGCGGGAGGUAACAACAUCAAGACAUGGGUCUGCCCUGAGGGCACCCUCUUUGGCAACAUGGCUCAUGAGACCAUUGUGAAUACGAUGAGCGUCAAUGCAGAUGGCGUGCUCUUCUCGGGCGGCGACAAUGGCAGCAUGAAGUUCUUCGACUACACUUCUGGCAUACCUUUCCAGACUCUCGAUGAUACUCCUCAGCCAGGGUCCCUUGAUGCUGAGUCUGGUAUCAUGGCUUCGACAUUCGAUCGGACAGGCACGAGGCUGCUGACGGGAUGCUGUGACAAGUCGAUCAAGGUGUGGAAGGAGGAAAGCUGAAGCGUGUACCGAUUCGAUCUCAUGCAAUUCACUCUAGCAUCUCUGCGCACUUCCCCGUCCUACUG